Hemiscyllium ocellatum (epaulette shark) is the source of this 2266-nucleotide messenger RNA. RefSeq names its product sodium- and chloride-dependent neutral and basic amino acid transporter B(0+)-like. NCBI's taxonomy places the organism in Eukaryota, Metazoa, Chordata, Chondrichthyes, Orectolobiformes, Hemiscylliidae. The coding region runs from base 1 to 2160 and encodes 719 amino acids. Gene Ontology annotation, cellular component: membrane. Gene Ontology annotation, molecular function: L-proline transmembrane transporter activity. The record is from RefSeq and is a predicted model, not a curated record. The transcript is spliced from 15 exons. Gene Ontology annotation, biological process: sodium ion transmembrane transport.
AUGUACAAGGCCUGUCCAAGACGAGCAGCUGCCACCUACGCACAGAUGGCCGGAGGUGGCAACACGAAUACGAGCCGCAGACCGACAAAGACCAGCGAGGCACCAGAAAAUAGCACGGAAACGGUGCCUGGAGGCACCCAGAAGGAGGAGCAGGUGAGGAGUCGGGUUGUAACAAUCCAGAUGUACAACCCUUACAUCCCAGCAGCAGACGUCCUGACCUUCUUGAAGAGAUACGUCCAGGUCGAGGGAGAGUGUACCGAUGUGGUCGAUCCUUUCGGGAUCUGGACCAGCAAAAGACAGGCUGCUGGUAAUGAAGAAGUGGCUGAAGGUGAUGAGAAUGUGGAGCGAGGGAAUUGGUCCUCGAAGGUUGACUACGUGCUCUCUGCGAUCGGGUGUGUGGUGGGUCUGGGCAAUGUCUGGAGAUUCCCUUACCUGGCUUACAAAAAUGGAGGAGGUGCAUUCCUCAUUCCCUAUCUUACCAUGUUGCUAUUUGCUGGGAUGCCACUGUUUUUCUUGGAGUCUUCUUUUGGGCAGUUUGCCAGCCUCGGGCCUGUGGCAGUGUGGAAAGCUGUGCCAAUAUUACAAGGUGUGGGCAUAACUUUGGUAGUAAAAGGAUUCUUCGGAAACAUUACCUACUCCUGUGUCCUUGCCUACAGUCUGUACUACCUGUUUGCUUCCUUCCAAUCACCCCUGCCAUGGUCCGACUGCUUCAGUUGGUGGGGAGCAGAUGAAAAUUGCAGCAGGACACCCAAAGACCCACUCUGCAAUCUCACUCUGAAUGAUGGAUAUUUUGAAAUCGUUAAUGCAACAUGGCUGCAGGCAAACAACAAAACUUGUCCCAUUGGAUCCGAAAUCCCUAUUCCUUACCAGGGUCCGAGUGAGCAAUACUGGGAUAAAGCGGUUUUACGCCGUACAAGUUCAGUGGAUGAGACUGGGGACAUAGUCUGGCAUUUAGCGCUCUGUCUGCUUCUGACCUGGCUAAUAGUUGGGGCAUCGUUAUCAAAAGGAACCAAAUCUUCAGGAAAGGUGGUUUAUCUCACUGCGACAUUUCCUUUUGUGAUUCUCGUCAUCCUCCUGAUCCAAGGGCUUACACUGGAAGGAGCCUCUGAAGGAAUUGAAUUCUACAUCGGAAGCCAAUCAGACUUCACCAAACUGACUGAGGCUCAGGUCUGGAUAGAUGCUGCAGUUCAAAUUUUCUUUUCUUGUUCAGUGGGUUCUGGCCUCUUAAUAACACUGUCUUCAUACAACAAAUUCCAUAACAACUGUUAUCAAGACACCAUCAUUAUCUGUGUUGUUAAUUCUCUCACGAGUUUUUUUGCUGGAUUUGUCAUCUUCUCCAAUCUUGGACACAUGGCUUAUGUCCAAAACAAGACUAUUUCAGACAUUGCACAGUCAGAUUUCGAUUUGGUUUUCAUUGUCUAUCCAGAGGUUGUUUCACAGUUGCCAUGGGCACCGUUUUGGUCCAUUUUGUUUUUCCUCAUGAUGUUCAUGCUGGGAAUUGACGGUCAGUUUGCAGAUUUAGAAAAUGUCAUAACAAUUCUGCUGGACAGGUUUCCGGAAUACCUACGAUCAAAGCGCGUUGCUCUGACAAUUGGCCUUUGCAUAUUGUUUUAUUUGUUUGGCCUUGUGAGUGUAACACAGGCUGGAAUUUACUGGCUGAAUAUAAUUGAUUAUUUCAGUAUUGGAUGGGUCCUCAUUUUAACAGCACUGCAGGAACUCUUCGGUAUAGUUGCUAUUUAUGGGACAAACAAGUUCAUCAAGGACAUUGAGAUGAUGAUUGGGGAAAGGACUUGGCUCUUCUGGCUGUGGUGGAAACUCUGCUGGUCAUUUGUCUCUCCAUUUGUAUUAGCAAUGGUCUUCUUCUGGUCCCUAAUGACGUUUGUCCCACCAACGUACGAAUCUACUCGAUAUCCUGGCUGGGUAAUAGUAUUUGGCUGGUGUCUGAUUAUUAUAAUUGUUAUCUGGAUCCCUAUUGUGGCUGUAAUAAAAAUUAUUCAAGCUGAUGGCUCCAACUUGUACCAGAAAUUUACUGCCGCUUUCAAAUCAGCCCCUGAUUGGGGUCCGUACUUGGAACAGCAUAGAGGGGCAAGAUACAGGAAAAAGCCUGAUUUACCAGAAGCCCAUGUCAGUAUGGAAACUCUGUCAUUAGGAUCUUUGUGAAAUUUUAAAGAAAAAUGUAUUCUUAACUUGUGAUCAAUUGUAAAAUCCUCCUCUCUUCUGGUGUUCAUUCAUUGUAAUUUCAAUGGGGAUUCUCUUGUGCAGCCAG